AUGGGGUCGGAAAACAACAGCAGCGACGACAUUGGUUUCAUGAUGAAGGUGAUUGAAGGUCCCGGCGAUUACGUUCUCCAAGAUGUCCCUCACAUCACCGACUACAUCUCCGAUCUCCCGACUUAUCCUAAUCCGUUGAGGUUCAAUCCUGCAUAUUCAGUUGUCAAGCAGUACUUUGUUGAUAUGGAGGACACUGUGCCACAGAAGGUAGUUAUUCAUAAGGAUGGGCCCAGGGGAAUACAUUUUCGACGUGCUGGACCACGCCAGAAGGUGUAUUUUAAAUCAGAUGAGGUCUCUGCUUGUAUCGUGACGUGUGGCGGUUUAUGUCCCGGACUAAACACAGUAAUCAGGGAAAUUGUUCACAGUCUUGAUUAUAUGUACAAUGUCAACAAAGUACUUGGAAUUGAUGGAGGUUACCGCGGAUUCUAUGCGAAGAAUACCAUUACCCUAACUCCUAAGACUGUGAAUGACAUACACAAACGUGGCGGUACAGUUAUUGGGACAUCUCGUGGUGGCCAUGACACCUUAAAGAUAGUCGACAGCAUCCAGGACCGUGGAAUCAAUCAGGUUUAUAUAAUAGGAGGCGAUGGUACUCAGAAAGGAGCAGCUGCAAUUUACAAGGAAAUUAGACGGCGUGGUCUAAAAGUUGCUGUGGCAGGGGUCCCCAAAACUAUUGAUAAUGACAUUCCGGUCAUUGACAAGUCAUUUGGAUUUGAUACGGCUGUUGAAGAAGCUCAACGUGCCAUCAAUGCUGCUCAUGUUGAAGCUGAAAGUGCAGAGAAUGGUAUUGGUGUGGUGAAGCUGAUGGGUCGAUACUGUGGAUUCAUCGCAAUGUAUGCCACUCUUGCCAGCCGAGAUGUUGAUUGCUGUUUGAUUCCGGAGUCACCCUUCUUCCUUGAAGGGCCUGGCGGGCUUUUUGAAUUCAUUGAGAAACGGCUAAAAGAAAAUGGACAUAUGGUGAUAGUGAUUGCUGAAGGUGCAGGUCAAGAACUACUUUCAGAGAGCAUGCAUGCCAAAAAUGAAAAGGAUGCUUCAGGAAACAAGUUACUCCAAGAUGUAGGGUUAUGGAUUUCUCAGAAAAUUAAGGAUCAUUUUGCUCAGCCAAACAAACUUGCUAUUACCCUUAAAUAUAUUGAUCCAACAUACAUGAUUCGCGCCAUCCCCAGCAAUGCGUCUGACAAUGUUUACUGCACACUCCUUGCUCAAAGUGCUGUACAUGGAGCAAUGGCUGGAUACACCGGCUUCACUGUUGGUCUUGUUAACGGCCGGCAUACAUAUAUCCCAUUGAAUCGUAUAAUUGAGCGGCAGAACAAGGUUGUCAUAACUGACCGGAUGUGGGCACGACUCCUUUCCUCUACCAACCAGCCGAGCUUCUUGCGGCCAAAAGAAGUUGAUGAAGCCAAAAACGAGGAGCUCCCUCCUACCCCAUUGUUGGAUGAGGGGAGGGGUGGUGCUGAUGAAUCUUCAGCGGCUGAAUCAAUUAGUGUAUUGAUAGUAGUAGUCCACAUGGAUGGUGGGUUUUUGGAGCGAUUUCAAUCUUUUUCCCUCUCUUCGAUUGAAAAAGGAGGGGUGGAUCUGACCAGGGGAGAUGUCAAAUUGGGAGAGGACGAAGGGCGUCGGAGCUUGAUCGGAAAAUUUUUUGGAGCCAAGAAAACCAGCUACAUCGGAGUCCAGAAUGCGAUGAUGCAGUGCAUUAGAUGUCAGGAGACAGGCAGAAAGGUAGGGGAGUUAUUAGGAAAUGUUACUGAUGUUAUUGUCUUGGAUGCUGGUGGUUCUGCAAAUAGAGAUGUAAAGGUGUUGGUGGAAAUUGAUUUGCGACAACCCCUUCCAAGAGGUACCUCAUGUGAAGUUAGGAGAGUAGAUGUGCAGCGAAAAUGUUUGAAAGAGGAGCAAUUUGGGCAAUGCUUGAAGGCUGGGUAUGUGCGUCGGGGGUAUAAUCCAGCUCCAGGGGAGAGUGGUAAGGCGGGUGUAGUAUCUGGGGAGGAGAAUAAGAGGCCGGUGCAAUCUUCCAAUGCAGGGGGGGUCUGGUUGCGAGUGGUGUUGAUGCAAUUGGGGAUCAUGGGGUGUUGCAAAGAUCAUUGCAUGUUACUUUUGGAUACCAAACCAGCUCAAAAACAGCGCAAAGUAAGGUUUUGUUUUGAUAAACGAUGGUUGGAAAAGGAUGGAGUAGCAGAUGUGGUUCAAAUGGUUUCUGAUCUUAUUGAUCCAGUUGCUAGAUGUUGGAAGAUUGAUCUCCUUAACCAGGUCUUUGUUCCAGCUGAUGCUCUUAAAAUUUGCCAAAUUCCUUUAGGCCAAUAUGGUGCUCGAGAUAGGUUGAUCUGGGGAGAAGAAAAGAAUGGUAAAUUCACUGUUUCUUCGGCUUCUAAGCUAGCACUGGAAUUGAAAGCUAAUGAUGGGAAAGGUCCAGAGUCCAGUUCUACUAGGGAUCGAGCCAAGCGAACAUGGUCCAGAACUUGGAAGCUGCCCAUUAAGCCUAAGUUGAAGCACUUUUUGUGGAAAAUCUAUAAGAAUUGGCUCUCGGUUCGUUCUACCUUGGGGAGAAGGGGUGUGAUGGUGGAGGAUAUUUGUCCACGUUGUGGUAGUGGGACUGAAUCAGUGGAGCACCUUCUAUUUCAAUGUAGUGAAGCUGAACUUGUAUGGCAUUUAGCUCCUGUGCAGUGCGAUAACACACAAUAUCAUCUUUUCUUUUUUUCUGCCUGGUGGGACUCGCUGUGUGAAGCUAACUUUGAUGAGGGUUUCCAAGCUAAAGUUGAACUUUCUGUUUAUCUUUUUUGGCAUAUUUGGAAAGCUCAGAACUCUUGGCUAUUUAAUGGUAUUAAAAUUGAGCUUUGGGAGGUGGUGCAAAAAGCUACAAAUGAGUGGUUGGAGUACAUGCAUUUGCAAAAGAAGGGUGAGGCAAAGCUAGCAUCGCCAGCUAAUACAACGGACUUACAAGGGUGGACUAACCCAUGUAGAGGUAUGUUCAAAGUUAAUAUUGGCUCUAAAUUUCAUAAACAAAAGGGUUGUGUUGGGUUGGGGUUUACUAUUAGGAAUGCACAAGGUGAAUUGGUGGUUGCGAAGUCAGUUUUUCUGCCAUAUGUAUUAAAUGACUGUACAGUAGAAGCUGAAGCUGUGAGAGCAGCUAUUUUUGAGGCGCAGCACCGCAUGUUGCAGCAUGUAGAAAUACAAGUAGAUGUGAAAACUAUGGCCACUUGGUUGCAGGGUAAAAGUACUCCUGCUUCAGAUGUUCUAGCUAUAGUUGACGACAUCUAUUUGUAA
Oldenlandia corymbosa var. corymbosa is the source of this 3258-nucleotide messenger RNA. NCBI's taxonomy places the organism in Eukaryota, Viridiplantae, Streptophyta, Magnoliopsida, Gentianales, Rubiaceae. The record is from the annotation of a GenBank genome assembly.